Messenger RNA from Sesamum indicum (sesame), 1828 nucleotides. RefSeq names its product putative membrane protein At4g09580. Gene Ontology annotation, cellular component: endoplasmic reticulum. Gene Ontology annotation, biological process: autophagosome assembly. The record is from RefSeq and is a predicted model, not a curated record. NCBI's taxonomy places the organism in Eukaryota, Viridiplantae, Streptophyta, Magnoliopsida, Lamiales, Pedaliaceae.
UGUUGGAUGAUUCCUUUUACGGCCCAUCAUUGACUUUUUCUCCAUUCUCUCUCUCUCUGCAAAACCAUCUUGAAGAGAGGGAAAAACACUCAAACAAGUUUACUUGCUCUCUCCAAUCUCUGGGGUUUUAAUUCUAACGUCUCAUAUUCACCCUAUGCUUCUCUGGAGUUCUGCAAUUCAAUCAAUUGCCCAUCAAUUUAAAUCCCCAUUUUAUCAGCUCAAAUUUCCCCCGUUCUCAAUGCCUGCACACACUCCCUGAUCCGCCUUCUCAUGAAUGCCGCUUCUUCCUGUGUCGGGAAUUUCCUUGAUUUUUGCGCUCAUUUAGUGCCCCUCAUCCUCAAUGCUAUUAAUUCAUCGGUAGCAGCAACAGCAGAAGCAAUGAGCCAACCGCAACAACCAAUUUUUGUUUGUUAUUCUUAUUGCAGUUAACGUCAAAAUCGUGCGGUUCUCAUCGCUUCCUAAUAGUUUAUUGGUAAUCUUUGUUGAAGUCAUCGGCAUCGUUUGCCUCGUUGAUUUUUAUGGCCGCGCCACGGAACUUGGUGGUGGAGACUGGUGGCUGGCUGUUGGAUAGGGAUGAGGAGAAGAAUGCUGAGUCUCCCUCGGAGAAGAAGCUUAAGGCGGAGAAAUUUCCUCUUUCGCCGUGGGAAUUCACGGCGGCUCUGGGUGUGUUUUUGGUGUUUUCUACUGGGCUAUUGUGCAUUUACCUUACCAUGCCUGCCGCGGAGUACGCGAUGCUAAAGCUGCCUCGGACACUCGCGGAUCUUCGCUUGCUCAAGGAUCAUCUUGCAACUUAUGCUCGAGUAUACCCUGCGAAGUUCAUUUUGGGUUACUGUUCAACGUACAUAUUCAUGCAGACAUUCAUGAUUCCUGGGACAAUUUUCAUGUCCUUACUAGCUGGAGCUCUCUUUGGUGUUGCCAGAGGUCUUUUCUUGGUUGUCUUCAAUGCUACAGCAGGUGCAUCAUCCUGCUACUUUUUGUCUAAACUGAUUGGCAGGCCUAUUGUUAACUGGUUAUGGCCCGAAAAACUGAGAUAUUUUCAGGCCGAGAUAGCAAAGCGGAGAGAGAAAUUGCUCAAUUACAUGCUCUUUCUGAGAGUUACUCCGACAUUGCCAAACCUGUUUAUCAAUUUGGCAUCACCAAUUGUGGAUAUACCAUUUCAUAUUUUCUUUCUGGCAACUGUUAUUGGUCUGAUUCCAGCCUCCUAUAUUACUGUUAGACAGCAGCAGCAGCAGCAGCAGUUUAUCCUUGAAUCAUCCCUCAACACCAGAAUUUCCAGUAAUUGUCACACAGCUCACCAUCACAACCGCAACAACUUCGUCUCGUUUGGGCUCCGCUGCCACCUCGAUAACAGGGUCGCUUGCUUUCCAAUUUCUGGCUCGAUCAAUGAAACUGGAGCCUCUGUAUUAGUAGAUUUUGCAAUUAAACAGUAUGUGGGUUUUUUGUGUGAGUUGAGAAGAGAGAGAGUUGAAGAGCGAUGAAAGACUUGUUCUUGAGAGAGAAAGUGGGUCGGACUUUGAUAGCCACAGAGUUUUGGCAUUGUUGCGUAUGAGAAUUAAAUGUCCGGAGUCUGGUUUUUUUCAAAUUUUCUUUGAUUCUAUGUAUGUCACAACCACACGUCUUGUAUUCAUCUCAUUUAAUAAAUAACCGUCUACAUAAAUGUAGUUAAUUAAUUUCAGGGGGUAAAUUGAUUUUUUUUACCGUCUUUUAAAUGCAUAAAUAGGCCCUCAAAUCAUUGGAAGAGUGAAGUUUUAGGUGGAAUUAAAGAAGAAAGAUUUGUACCUUGACAUGGAUCAUGUGUUGGGAGUGUGCUUGGAUUACUUACUCCUAG